AAAAUAGUGCAAAUUGGAAACACGUUUUCUGCGUUUGCAUCUGUGAACACAGAGAAAGCGCAGUGAAGAAGUAAAAAGCGAGAGCGAUGUUUUGAUUUGAUUGGAGAGAAGAAGAAAGAAGGAAGUGAUUUUGGAAACGCGCUUUUACGUUGUUUUUAUGUUGCUUUCGUUGGCCGCAUGCAACUGUGAAACCACCUCGAGAUCCAUAGCAAACAUCGUUCACUUACUCACCCAAAAUGAAUUAAAAAAAUAAAAAAGAGAGCGAAAAAUGAUUUUGGAAAUUCAAGCGAUUUGAAGGGUUUAAACUUCCAAUGUCGGAGAGCGAUCAGCGUCGUCUUCUUGGGUCGUCGGAGGAUGACGUGGAAGCUCGAGGGUCGGAACACGUGGCAAUCAACGGCAACAACAACAACAGCACCCACAACAACAAUAGAGGGUUCAAGGAUUUGUUAAGGUUGUCGGGUCAGCGACACAGUUUCAAGCGCGUUGACAAAGAUGAAGAUAGAAGGAAUGCGAAUCGCGAUCGCGAUUCGCAUUCGCACGUGGAUCUCGAUUCUUCCGUUGAUGUUCUUGGCGAUGGUGCGCCUCCUGAGUGGGCCUUGCUCCUCAUUGGUUGCCUCAUCGGCCUCACCACUGGUCUCUUCGUUGCUCUCUUCAAUAAAGGGGUGCAUAUUAUACAUGAAUGGGUAUGGGCUGGUACCCCAAACGAGGGUGCUGCAUGGCUUCGUCUUCAGAGAUUGGGUGAUACAUGGCAUCGAAUCCUUUUGAUACCUGUCACUGGGGGAGUUAUUGUAGGCAUGAUGUGUGGUUUACUGGAAAUAUUGGACCAAAUAAAGCAGUCCACUUCCACUCAAACACAAGGUUUUGAUUUGCUUGCAGGAAUCUUCCCAACAAUAAAGGCUAUCCAGGCUGCAGUCACUUUAGGUACUGGCUGUUCAUUGGGUCCUGAAGGUCCUAGUGUUGAUAUUGGGAAGUCAUGUGCCAAUGGAUUCUCACUAAUGAUGGAACACAAUAGGGAGAGAAAAAUAGCACUUGUUGCAGCUGGUGCUGCAGCCGGCAUUUCUUCAGGCUUCAAUGCACCUGUUGCUGGUUGUUUCUUUGCUAUUGAAACUGUGCUGAGGCCUCUUCGUGCAGAGAACUCUCCCCCAUUUACAACCGCCAUGAUUAUAUUGGCUUCUGUUAUCUCAUCAACUGUAUCAAAUGUUUUACAGGGCAUCCAAUCAGCUUUUACAAUGCCUGAGUAUGAUUUGAAAUCUGCUGCUGAGCUACCUUUAUACCUGAUAUUGGGAAUGCUUUGUGGUGUUAUAAGUGUAGCCAUGACCCGUUUGGUUGCUUGGUUCACCCAAUUGUUUAAGAUUAUUCAGGAGAAAUUUGGCAUUCCUACUGUGGUCUGCCCUGCUUUAGGUGGUUUAGGAGCUGGGAUUAUUGCUCUUAAAUAUCCUGGAAUAUUGUAUUGGGGUUUCACAAAUGUGGAAGAAAUUCUACGUACUGGAAAAAGUGCUUCAGCUCCUGGAAUAUGGCUUCUGACUCAAUUGGUAGGUGCUAAGGUUAUUGCGACAACUCUUUGCAAAGGAUCUGGGCUAGUAGGUGGUCUUUAUGCACCAAGUUUAAUGAUUGGUGCUGCAGCUGGUGCUGUAUUUGGAGGCUUUUCUGCCAAAAUUAUCAAUUCAGCAAUUCCUGGAAAUGCCGCUGUAGCUCAACCCCCUGCAUAUGCUCUGGUUGGAAUGGCUGCUACAUUAGCAUCUGUUUGUUCUGUUCCUUUGACUUCAGUUCUUCUUCUGUUUGAGCUGACAAAAGAUUAUAGGAUACUGCUUCCUCUCAUGGGAGCUGUUGGAUUGGCAAUAUGGGUUCCCUCGGUGACAAACCUGGGGAAGGAGAGUGACAAUCCUGAUACAAGUAACUCAGUAAGAGGAUAUUCUUCAAUUUCUCGUGCUGAAGGUGUUGAUGAAGAUAACUGGAGACAAGCCAAUGAUGGGAAUGGUUUAGAACUCUGCAUUGUUGGAGAUGGCGCUGAUCUUGAAGCAAUUGAUAAAGAUCUGCUUCUGGAAAACCUUCAGGUUUCUCAGGCCAUGUCAAAACAGUAUCCUCAGAUUUCGUCAUCUGUAACCCUGAAAGAUGCAAUAAAAUGCAUGCAUGACAGCCAGCAGAAUUGUGUGCUGGUUGUUGAUAAUGAAGAUUUUCUAGAAGGAAUAUUAACAUAUGGUGACAUUAGAAGGUGUCUGUCCCAAAAGUCUAAUGAUACUACUAAGAGUGACUCAGAGAUUCCGAAUGCCAACACAUGCCUUGUUUCCUCUGUUUGUACUCGAGGGAUGAAAUAUCGUGGACGAGAGCGUGGACUUUUAACCUGUUAUCCAAAUACUACUUUAGCUAUGGCCAAAGAAUUGAUGGAGGCGAGGGGCAUUAAGCAAUUACCGGUGGUUAAACGUGGUGGUGGAGAUCACAGUAGAGAUAGGAAGCGGAGAAUUGUUGGUCUUCUUCAUUAUGACACACUAUGGCAAUGUCUCAGGAAAGAGAUUAGUAACCGGCAAUCAGACUAUCAAAAUAAGACAGAAAACAAUUUGGCUGUGAUAACUACAAAUGGGCAUUAACUUGGGUCAACAUUUUUGGUUGCGAUUACCAAAGAAAUAGUGAGAUUAUAGCCACAAGCUCUGCGGUUGCCUUUCAAAAUUGAGACCAUAUGAUAUAAAUUCAUGUAUAUUUUAGUGCCAUAAAAGUGGUUAUUCGAUAAGGAAGAAAUUGUUUCCAAUCUCCAAAAGCUAAGAAUCAACACUUCUAAAUCAUAACCUGAUAUUCUUUGCAUAAAUUAGGACACUGCAGUUUGUAAAGUAACUCUAUAAGAAGCAAAAGCCUACGGAAUACAAUGGAAAAUGAAACGGUUUUAAAACCUUGAACUUUGUUCCUUUUGUAAAUUGAAUUCUUCCCACCCAUCGUAGGGGCGAGGAUAUUGAGUUUUGUUGGAGACAGCAAAAAGGAAAACGUUGUGCUUCGGAUUUAUUUUUUUUAAUUUUUCCGAAAAUAUUGUUACUCAGUG
Molecule: messenger RNA, 3028 nt
Organism: Abrus precatorius (Indian licorice)
Lineage: Eukaryota; Viridiplantae; Streptophyta; Magnoliopsida; Fabales; Fabaceae
Product: chloride channel protein CLC-f
Exons: 9
Coding region: 312-2585 (757 amino acids)
Biological process (GO): chloride transport; transmembrane transport
Cellular component (GO): Golgi apparatus; membrane; chloroplast
Molecular function (GO): voltage-gated chloride channel activity
Source: RefSeq, a predicted model, not a curated record